Messenger RNA from Kluyveromyces lactis, 258 nucleotides. RefSeq lists its product as uncharacterized. The coding region runs from base 1 to 258 and encodes 85 amino acids. The record is from RefSeq and is a predicted model, not a curated record. The transcript is spliced from 3 exons. Gene Ontology annotation, molecular function: RNA endonuclease activity. Lineage: Eukaryota; Fungi; Ascomycota; Saccharomycetes; Saccharomycetales; Saccharomycetaceae.
AUGAGACCAGUAGUUUCUCCGGGAAAAGCAUGGUUUUGCACCGUGCUAUCUGCAUUCGGUGUGGUAAUCCUUUCAGUGAUAGGACACCUUUUCAAGACAAACCACGAGUCCUUUGUUGGAUCUAUCAAUGAUCCUGAAAACGGUCCUGCCGUCGCACAUACUAUAUUCCUGGCAGUAGGCGUUUAUGCUGUGUUUUUUGUGUUCUGCGGUUCCCAAGUGUACCUUUCACAAAGAAAACCAUCAGUGGAACUACGUUGA